This is a messenger RNA of Paramuricea clavata, 247 nucleotides long. The record is from the annotation of a GenBank genome assembly. NCBI's taxonomy places the organism in Eukaryota, Metazoa, Cnidaria, Anthozoa, Malacalcyonacea, Plexauridae.
AUGGAUCUGAUGGAUCCGAUGGAUCUGGUGGAUCUGAUGGAUCCGAUGGAUCCAAUGGAUCCGAUGGAUCGGAUGGAUCCGAUGGAUCGGAUGGAUCGGAUGGAUCCGAUGGAUCUGAUGGAUCCGAUGGAUCCAAUGGAUUUUAGUUAUAUAAAAAAAAUGGAUCUGAUGGAUCCGAUGGAUCCAAUGGAUUUUAGUUAUAUAAAAAAAAUGGAUCUGAUGGAUCCGAUGGAUCCAAUGGAUUUUA